This is a messenger RNA of Haliotis rubra (blacklip abalone), 1668 nucleotides long. RefSeq names its product probable 28S ribosomal protein S25, mitochondrial. Gene Ontology annotation, molecular function: structural constituent of ribosome. Lineage: Eukaryota; Metazoa; Mollusca; Gastropoda; Lepetellida; Haliotidae. The record is from RefSeq and is a predicted model, not a curated record. Gene Ontology annotation, cellular component: mitochondrion. The transcript is spliced from 5 exons. Bases 121 to 639 code for a protein of 172 amino acids.
UAUCUCACGAAAUUAGGUGUCUGUUACCUUGGACUGGUCGCCGUGUAAUGACACCCUGGGUUGCUGAGCAUAUACCUUAUUUCAUGGUUGUUUAUCACCUCUGAACAAACAACACAAGCCAUGCCGUUUAUGAAAGGAGCUGCGCCUGUUCGGCGAACACUGCAGUAUCUUCAGCGUGGGCAGCUUGUGUUCAAAGACACAGUGCAGAUUAUGACGGUUAAUUACAACACAGGACAGAAAGCAAGCAAAGGCGCAUAUGACUUCGUGUUCUGGCAUCUUGCCCAGAUCCAGUACAAGAACCCUUCUGUCCAGAUACAGACAUUCAAGAACAUGACACCAUCACCCUUCCUGCAGUUCUAUCUCAAUGGUGGGAGGAAGGUACUGGUCGACAUAGACAGUCAAGAUAAGGAUGACAUUCAUGAUCAUGUCAAACACAUUCUCUGCAAAUCAUCGGACACCCUGAGAGCUGAAGCUCUGGCUAAAGCAAAGACGUCCAACCCGGCCAACUUCGGCAUGAGUUCCUCAAGGCAGUGUAUAUGUGAGAUACCCGGACAGGUACCCUGCCCUGGAUGGGUACCGCUGAAGAAAGAACUGAGAGGAAAGUACAAGUUCCAGAAGAAGGAUGUGGAAGAAUCAUAACAGUAGUAGUUAAUGUAUGCGUAAUGUAUGCGUAAUGUAUGCGUGUGUAUGGAAGAUGUCAUCAUGGACAGAGAGGUACAGACAAUUAACGACCAGAAGAUGGAUAUGGAAUAUAGGAAGGACAGAAAGAUACAGAGAAUUAACGACCAGAAGAUGGAUAUGGAAUAUAGGAAGGACAGAAAGAUACAGAGAAUUAACGACCAGAAGAUGGAUAUGGAAUAUAGGAAGGACAGAAAGAUACAGAGAAUUAACGACCAGAAGAUGGAUAUGGAAUAUAGGAAGGAGGGCUGUAAUAGUGGUUUGACACCAGACCAGGGUUUGCUCCUAUGGUCCCAAUCUGCAAAGACCAUUUCUGGAAUAGUGCCUGUAUAUUGACAACAGCUGCAAAAACCUGCUUCAUUAAUAUUAAAUGAAUAUUAAAGUAAGAUGAUUUAAGACAUGUCAUUUUCAGGCUGUGCCAAAUUGUUUGUGACUUCUAGCUGAAACACUGUGAAUCGGUGUGAGAAACCUAUAGUCAGGGGUUCAAUCCUCACUCCUACUUGUGGGGUAGCCUAAUGGUUAAAGCGUCCACUCAUCAAACUGAAGACCCGGGUUCGAUUCCCCACAUGGGUACAAUGUGUGAAGCCCAUUUCUGGUGUCCCCCACCGCGAUAUUGCUGGAAUGUGGCUCGUAGGUUUCACUGAAGUGGCAAACUUCAACAUUCUGGGCAUUUCCCCAUAUCAACUGAUAACUGAAAUACUUUUCAAAGCAGUGCUAAUCUCAACUCACUUAUUGUAAAUUGUUUCUGUUUAGGAUUUUAAACACAGUAUGCAUUCUAAUCUAAUGCAGCAGACUGUGUGGCAGAGCAUCGAUAAUAGUUCCAAAGUACAACAAAUAUUGUUGUGUAGUAGAGUUGGUGGUGUCCAUCUUUGAGUGCUAGUCCUAAGGUGUGCCAAUGUUCAAUGUUAAGGUGACAGAUGUGUGCAGAGAGUAAAUUUGUAUUACACAGCCAUUUCUUUGUAGUGUAAUAAACUUAUAUCGUCAUUGACA